ACACUCUAUGUAUUUCAUAGUUCUUGGUUUGUGAACACUGCUGUAGCAGUCGUAAUUUCAUUUUAAUUAGUCAUGGAUAGUCAUGGAGACAUCUGCCUUGAAUUUGGCGCAUGAAAAACAAAGGAGAGCAGAGGCAUUAUUGCGUGAAGGAAAGUUUGAAGAAGCAGCAAAGUGUCAUGAAACUGUAGCUGAUCUCUUGGCAGAGGCUCAUGCGCAGCUUGAAUCCAAUCUUCUUCAUGUGCAUGGUACAGCUUUGUCUUCUCAUGAGAAGUCAAAAUUUCUAACAUCAGCGAAUUCACUUGUUACUUUAGAAUCUCUCAGCUUACAACGAGACUAUCAUAAAAGACAAGCAGCUGUUGUCAGAAUGAAACAAGCACAAUAUGAAGAGUAUAAAACAACAUUAGAAAAUCAUCAGAAAGACCUUCUUAAUAAACAUGUAGUUAAAUAUAGCGAAAAAGAUAAUUGCACAGAGAUAAGAAUUGAUAAAUAUGAUGGUUCUCUACGUCAAGCCAUAUACAAAACUAUUGACGAGCAAGAUAGUCUUUUGAGUUUGAUAUCUCUACCUGAUGACAAUGAAAAAACUUUCAAACAUCCAAAAGACACAGGCACUGUUAUAGAAGAACUUAGAACUGUCAAUAGCCAAUUGCGAUCUCUUGUAGGAAGUUUACUUAGCCAAUUAGAAGCAAAGGAUGAAGAGGUGCGUCAGUUAACAGAACGUCUUUAUGCAGUUUCUGUCAACUCUAAUGAUGAAAUCAGACCAGAAGAACAUUCUCUAUGUCUUGCGCCAUUACCACCUUUAACACCCCUUGAAAUGCCACUUUUUGAUUUUACAUCUUCGUAAAUUACAGAUUUUCCAUAUCUAAGAUAUAUUUCAGAAAGAUUUACAAAAGAAUUUUCAAACAAAAUUCAAAUUAUAAUUAUAUAUAAAAGAUUAUGAUAUGUAUAUAUAAGAAAUCA
Molecule: messenger RNA, 957 nt
Organism: Linepithema humile (Argentine ant)
Lineage: Eukaryota; Metazoa; Arthropoda; Insecta; Hymenoptera; Formicidae
Product: nuclear receptor-binding factor 2-like
Biological process (GO): autophagy
Source: RefSeq, a predicted model, not a curated record